Messenger RNA from Apodemus sylvaticus (European woodmouse), 279 nucleotides. It is a transcript of the gene Scgb3a2, whose product is annotated as secretoglobin family 3A member 2. Lineage: Eukaryota; Metazoa; Chordata; Mammalia; Rodentia; Muridae. The coding region runs from base 1 to 279 and encodes 92 amino acids. The record is from RefSeq and is a predicted model, not a curated record. The transcript is spliced from 3 exons.
AUGAAGCUGGUACCCAUCUUUCUGCUGUUGACCAUUGGUAUUUGUGGUUAUUCUGCCACUGCCUUUCUCAUCAACAAAGUCCCUCUUCCUCUUAAUCAAUUGCCUUUACCUUUGGACAACAUUAUUCCCUCAUUUGAUCCCUUGAAGAUGCUUCUGAAAACACUGGGCAUUUCUGUAGAACAUUUGGUGGAAGGGCUGAAGAAGUGUGUGGAUGAACUGGGGCCAGAGGCUUCAGAGGCUGUCAAGAAGCUUCUGGAGGCUCUCUCAUAUCUGGUGUAA